CGGAGCGCGCGGGCCCAGCAUGGCCAGCUGGGUGUUCUGUAACCGUUGCUUCCAGUCGCCGCACAGGAAGUCGUCCUUCAGCCUGACCAGCUGCGGGCACGUGUACUGCGAAGCCUGCCUGCUGAAAGGUAAAAAGGAUGAAUGCAUGAUCUGUCGAGUUCCUUGUCAUACAGUUUUACUCUCAAAACAUACCGACUCCAAUAUCCAGGAGUUCUUUCUGGGCAUAGAUGGUCUGUGUAAGAAGUACUCCCAGGAGACCUCUCAGAUUUCAGAAUUUCAAGAAAAACACAGGAGAAGAUUGGUGGCCUUCUAUAGAGAAAAGAUUUCUCAGUUGGAAGACUCUCUCAGGAAGUCAGCGCUACAAAUUGAGCGGCUGCAAAGUACAAGACCAUCACAACAACCAGCUUUGAACACAAUAAAAAAUUCAGUUUCAACAAAGCCAAAUGGAUAUCUGCUUCUGCCACCCAACUCUGACAGAGUGGAUGCAAUGGAAGUUGACCUGACUCCUCCCACAAGAAAACCAGAGAUCGCAGUGGGUCCUUCAAGAAUCUCUCUGAUUAGUCCACCACAGGAUGGGCGCAUGGGCAGUGUCUCCUGCCGAGGCUCCCAGCAUCUCAGCUUGACGCCCAGUCAUGGAAACAUGGUAAAGGCUCUCAGGGUCACACCACUGUCGAUGCCCUACAAAGGACCAUCUCCAGCUCCAGCUUCCCAGCCACCCAGUAGAGGGACACGAGGGGUCUCCCCUAGCCUCAGCAAUUCACAGUCUGUGCCACCCCGUCAGCCCAUCAGCAUCUCAGGCCUGCUUCAGAGGCAACACUCAGGGUCAGCUUCCCCUGGGAGGAUGGACACUCAAAAGAUGAACCCAUUCUUGUCCUCUAUGUCUACUGAUCUUCACUCUGCAACCAAUCCCUGGUAUGUGUGCACACAUCGGUGA
Molecule: messenger RNA, 934 nt
Organism: Jaculus jaculus (lesser Egyptian jerboa)
Lineage: Eukaryota; Metazoa; Chordata; Mammalia; Rodentia; Dipodidae
Gene: Rnf212
Product: ring finger protein 212
Exons: 12
Coding region: 20-934 (304 amino acids)
Biological process (GO): homologous chromosome pairing at meiosis; reciprocal meiotic recombination; protein sumoylation
Cellular component (GO): synaptonemal complex
Molecular function (GO): SUMO transferase activity
Source: RefSeq, a predicted model, not a curated record